CACAACAAAACAGCUUACUGUGUACUAAAAAAAAAGCACCGUGUCGUUUUAGUACCAAUGUAUAAAAUGCCUCACAAAGUGCCGCGCUUCCAUCUGCAAGAGUCCUUGGCUUAGAGCUCAGUGGCAAUUUCACACCACAAUUUUAAGUCAUUUAAUUGAGGAAUAGAAUAAUCUUUGGCCUAUAGCUUUCAUAUCAAAGAAGUAGAAUGAAAUUGCCAUCAUGUUGUGUGGGAAGAUCAGGUGAAAGUCUUCACAAUAUUCAGUAGCUCCAGAUAUAACGAGAGUUGUGGUGACGUCACGUAUGACGGAUUUACACGAGGCCGCCGCUGUUGGCGAUGCUCAGGUCGUGGAAUACCUGCUGCUUAGUGGUGAGUCAGAUCCGGACGGGGAGGACUGGGACUGGGGCAAAAGGACGCCCCUUCACGUAGCAGCCGCAGCAGGUCAUUUGGGGUGCGUCGAGAAGCUCCUGGAACAUGGAGCUGAUGGUGAGAUGCGCAUGGCAGGAGGAUGGACGCCAGCUCACUGUGCUGCUGAACAUGGCAGCGUGGCAAUAUUGCAGGCUCUUGCUGAAAAUGGGAUUAGUGUAACAAAAAAGGACAACACUGGAGACACACCGAAACGAGUCGCACAGAUCUAUGGGCACAAGGGCUGUGUAAAAUUUUUUGAAAGAUUAGAAAAUAAAUUUAAAGAAGAAAAAGCAAAUGGGUCGGAAACUGAGGAUGAAAGCAGGACAACCACCCCCAUCUUCAACCUCGAUAUGAUGAAGAGGCUCGAGACAGAAGCAGAUUCCCAAACGGGACAGUCAGCAAUGGAAGGAGAAACAAGUGAGGAGGAAAUUGAAAACAAUCACAACUCAAGGGUCACAUUUUUAUUGACAUGAAACAGAAGUGUGAUACAAUCUUCGUGCAUGGUAAUUCUGGGGACUAUAGCUUUGAAACCUCUCCUCAAGAAAACUCAAUUUGGAAACUUGGAAGAGAGAAAAAUACACACAAGAAUGAGAGAUGUAGUCUCCAAUGAGAAUGACAACCAUUGAAUAUUACAGCAGUGUUCACUUUCACAUACUUUCUUAGAAUCCUAGUGAUAAUUGGAAAAUUGUUUUCAGAAUUUCUGGAGGGAAAUGUGAGUGAUUUUAAGUCAUAUCUGUGAAAAAGCCUUCUGGCAGUUGUCUUGAUACUCUACACCAGAAUGAAUCCUACAUGUUUCUCAUUUCCUAUUGGUGAUAUAGCUAGCAGUAGUUUUGUGUUCAUGAGAUGAGGCAAGUUUUACAAAGACCUUCACUUCUUUACAAAGCAACACUUCAGUACACCCAAAAAUCAAAUUUAGCUGUUCCCCAACAAUCCAUCUUGCGGUGAAAGCUAAUAUUCUGAGGUAGAACUUCUCAUCUGGACACUGUGAAUUUAGAUAGGAGCUCAACAAUGUCAUCAAGUCCUAAAUCCUCAGCUAAGCUCAUGGGUGUCACAGUGGCAGGGAUGCCCAUCUUAACGCCCAGAUCACAUUUUGCCUCUAACAUUACUGAGACCAUUUCAGCAUUACCUGAGAAAAGGGAACAAUUUACUCAAAUAGAGGAAAUAAAUAUUUUAAUAAAAUUUACUUUCUACUG
Molecule: messenger RNA, 1600 nt
Organism: Pocillopora verrucosa
Lineage: Eukaryota; Metazoa; Cnidaria; Anthozoa; Scleractinia; Pocilloporidae
Source: RefSeq, a predicted model, not a curated record